Dreissena polymorpha is the source of this 1607-nucleotide messenger RNA. Its product is annotated as Na(+)/citrate cotransporter-like. Gene Ontology annotation, biological process: monoatomic anion transmembrane transport. The record is from RefSeq and is a predicted model, not a curated record. The transcript has 11 exons. Gene Ontology annotation, cellular component: membrane. Lineage: Eukaryota; Metazoa; Mollusca; Bivalvia; Myida; Dreissenidae. The coding region runs from base 1 to 1533 and encodes 510 amino acids.
AUGGUGGCAUAUAGAGCUAGCUUUGUAAACGCGCUGAGGGAUUUACUGCACAUCAAGGACAUACUAAUAGUGACGUUAACGCCGAUUGUACUUUUGCCGUUUCUGUUAGUUGACGGUGGCGGACCGGUGGCAAAAUGUGCUUACUGCGUUUUAAUUUUGGCGAUAUUCUGGCUCACAGAAGCGUUUCCUAUCGCUGUGACGUCACUGAUUCCUGUGUUCCUCUUCCCGAUCGUCGGAGUGCUUUCGGUCAAAGACACCGCACAAGAAUACAUGAAUGACACCAACAUGUUGUUUGUCGGGGGUCUGAUUGUCGCAGCCGCUAUCGAGCACUGGAACAUCCACAAGAGAAUCGCGCUCCGGAUCCUCAUGUUCGUGGGAGCGGAAACGAAAUGGAUCAUGGCUGGACUGAUGCUCCCCACGUGGUUUCUGUCUAUGUGGAUCAGCAACACAGCUACAACCGCCAUGAUGGCUCCCAUCGCCAACGCCAUCCUGCUACAGCUCAAGGAAACGGAAGAUAUGUACAAGAACUUGCAUAAAAGUGACGGACUAAAACUGGACGAGAUUCAGGGGAAAGAUGAAAGUAAUGUUAGAGACAAAGAAGUAGCUGUUGAAUACGGAAACGCGCAGCACGAAUCUCAAAAGGAUGGUCCAGACUUCGACAAUAUUCCCGACAACGUACUGGAAGGCAAUGACAACGUGGCGUUCGCGCGCACAUGCAAGUGUCUCUCGCUGUGCAUCGCGUACGCCUCCAACUGUGGUGGCAUCGGCAGCCUUACUGGGACGGGAGCCAACCUCGUUAUGAAGGGACAGCUAGAUCUGAUAUUGGGUGAGUAUGGUAUCAAGAAUUCACCUCUAAACUUCGCAACGUGGUUGGCAUUCGGCGCCCCUCUGUCUUUUGUGUUGACCGCGGUUGUCUGGUUCUGGAUGUACAUAUUCUUCAUCAGAGGCCGAGAUUGUUGUCAGAGCACCAACAAAGCUGGUGCUGCGAGGGUGAAGGUCGCCAUCCGCGCGCAGUAUGAGAAGCUUGGACCUAUCACAUUUUUCUUAAAUGGCAUAUGUUUAUCCGCAGGUACAAGGGAACCCUUAAAGCCCCUUAUUUCCUGGAAGGUGGCUGCAGAGAAGGUCCCGUGGGGCGUGGUAUUUCUGCUAGGGGGCGGGUUCGCUAUGGCCAAGGCCGCCACGAAGAUCGGCAUGUCCGCCUGGGUAGGGGAGAAGCUGGCCGUACUUGAUUAUCUCGACCCCUGGGUGCUGAACCUGGUGCUUUGCUACAUCGUGGCCGCUCUAACGGAAAUGACCAGCAACACCGCCACGUGCACCCUAAUGAUGCCGAUAGUCGCAAAUUUGGCCAUCAAUCUGAAGCAGAGUUCAAUCUAUCUGAUGUUCCCCACAGCCAUAGCCUGUUCUUUUGCCUUUAUGUUACCCGUGGCAACGCCACCCAACGCCGUCAUUUUCUCGUAUGGAUACGUGACAGUCAGCGAAAUGGUGAGUACAUUGGUUUUGGCUGUCGUAUAUAUACUCGAUCGCGCACCUUAAAUAGAAACAUGUUUACACUACUUUAUCUCUUAAUUACGGUGGCACAGAGGUGACAUUCACUUCUCUUUUUUUAA